Messenger RNA from Paramuricea clavata, 10330 nucleotides. Lineage: Eukaryota; Metazoa; Cnidaria; Anthozoa; Malacalcyonacea; Plexauridae. The record is from the annotation of a GenBank genome assembly.
UACUAGGUUAACUCAAGGUUGACCAGAUUAGCUAGGUAAAAACAGACCCAGAAAAUAUCCAAAAAUAACCUACGUUUUCAGGUGAUCGUCUAAUCAACUAAUUGGCAUCACUUUUUUAUGCUGUAGUGUCUGGAAGUACAUGUGAUCUAGGAACUGAUAGUAAGCCAGAUAAAAUACAAGUUGGACAUAAAACGUCAUUUAGACUUUCUUUAUCAGGGCUGAGGUAAGUAAGAUGUAUCUGCUGCCUAGCAUGUCAAAAAUAUAGUAAUAGACAUGAAAAUUUGAGAAUCAUUUUUGUACAAAUCAGUGUUGCCAUAUUUGUUAUAAAAGUGUUAGAUCUAAUAAUUGCGGGAACCACUGAGUAUUUUCAUAAAAUACAAUACAACGGUAACUCCGAAUAAAGUAAGCAUUUUGAUUCAACGUUUCAACUUUAUUUAGUCAUCAUCAAAACGCUGAAUCAAGAUGCUUACUUUAUUCGGAGUUACCAUUGAAUUGUAUGUUAGAUCUACAUGGCGGAUGUUGUAUUGCUAUCUGUAGCUAAUCUGGGUUAGAAAACCGUACUGUUCCCGCAAUGUCCCAGGAAAUUUGCCAAUGUUCCUGGAAACGAGGUUGAAAAUUUGCCUGCACAAAUGUGAAUGCAAAAAUGUGAAUUCAAAAAGUGGAUCAGCAAGCGGCACUGGCAUGCUCGCGCAUUUUAACGAUGCCUAAAUGCCAUGCUCGUCUUAUUUGAUUGUUUUUAGACAGCAAAAAUUAAAGAGUGUGCUUAUAAAGGUUGAUACGGAAAAGCACAACGUUGCUACAACUUCAGAAAAUGUAAGUAUAUACUGUUGGAUAUUAGCCCUGACAAAAAAAAUAUCCUGUGGUUCCCGUUUCCCGACCGUCCCUAUUUUUUGUGCCGAUCUUAAUGUUUUGUUGUUAGAUUGGGAUGUGGUUGGGUUGUUUGCACCUUACAACGUUACACCAAGUUGAGUUGUUUAUGUGUUCUGGCAUUGCCACCUGUCACACUCAUGGCUGUUGCUAACCAAUAUCAAGCAAAAACGAUUCCAAAAAAUUGUUUUCCGACCUACUUAUCCUAUUUUAUCAGGAUGUGAAAUCGGAACUGCAUGCAGGCUGGAUGUUUUUUGUUAGGCCUUAUAAGGAAAUACAUGAAUGUAACAAAUGGCGAUUGGAUCAGGUUUUUAUGAUAUCCGAAUAAUCAAGCAAGACUGAGGCAGAUAACCACAACCUUGGUUCAUUUUCGAUAUUGCAAAACUCGAAUUGAAACGAAUGGUUGAGUGGGCAAUAUUUGAGUUUAAGCUUUGCUUUUUUAUCCAGGUCACUUUUACUACAAAGAGAAGUUCUGCCUACGUCGAUGUAUAUGGUCAGGAUGCUGGAGAGACUUACGUUAUCUUCAAUGCAACGUCAUCUGUUAAUAUCAGCAAGUACGUGUUGCCUUAGAUACGAUAGUUUACAAACAAGAUAUAGUUGGCACGAACCUUUACCAGUUGUAGCAAUGUAGCAACACAAUAGAAAUAAUGUGGGUGGUGAAUUUUCAGCUCGCAUAAUUUUUCCACCGUCUGCUUGUGCAAGAAUUUUUUGCAGAAUUUAAAGUUAUUUUUCUUUGGUUUCCUCUUUCCAUGAAUUUUUGUCUCUCUUUUUCGCUUGCGCGAACCUUUUUUGUCCCCCCACCCCACCCCACCCCACCCCACCCCACCCAACACUUUUCUGAUGGUCCGUUCCUUAGGAGGGUGCUCAUGCAUGUGAGCCAAACAUGGGGAACUAUUCUUUUCACCUUUCGUUUACAUGAGAAAAUCAGCCUGCUUGCUUGGGAUGGCUCGCUUGCGCAAACAUAAAUCAUAAUGAUUGUAUCCUCUUGAAUAGUGAUUGAUCGAUAAUCAGGCCGAUAUUUGCCUUUAGUUAUCGGUUGGCAAUCGGAAUCGGUAGAAUUUUUUUUAUUUCCGCUUGUCUAAAACCGAUUGUUGAGAAAAUACGCACUUUAAAAAAUUAUAUACAUUGCGCGUUGAUAUACGUUGCGUUUUAAUGCAAUAUGUUGCCGCGACGGAAUUAAUGCGUGAAGCUUGCCAUUUAUGAAUGGACUUUGGUUACAGUAACAUGUUACGUUGGAAAUUAUCAUUAAAAAAUCGAAAUGAAUAGUCUCACCUUUACCCGGUUGACUGACAUUAUGACGUCAUUUUAAAAUCGGUAUCGGGUAGAUUGUUGCAUGACUAAUCGGCAGUUUCCGAGUGUGGCACAAUCGGUCAAUCACUACGCAGUUUCGGAGCAAAGAAUUGGCAACAAAUAUUUCCAUAGUGUUUUACAGAUAAAUAUUUGAAACCAACCCACAGACUUCGAGUAUAUAGUUAUACAGUACAGUAUCUACCGAUGUUAAGUUGUUGAUGAAUUUAACAGUUUACCCACUCAGUGUUAAGGUGGUCUUCCACCCAAAUUUUCCAAUAUUCGUUAUUUUUUAGAAAAACGUAAAAAUGUAGUCUUUAUAGCGUUCUUUAUAAAAUCCGUGUAAUUUUAAGAACGAAAAUGUACCGUAAACCAGAGAAAUCCAGCAAAUUCUACACCUUCGUAGGGUAAAACCACGAUUUUGCCCGGAGCGAUAAAGAUAUGCGAUUGGUUUAGUCUAUUGUUCCAUUUUCAAUUAUAUUGUUCUAUCUAAGUUAUUCUAAUAUAUGCAAAAAGUUUAAAAUCGCUUUUCUCACAUGAGCAUUUUGCGAAAUACUAAAAACUCUCCUACUGUUCAUAUACUGAAUCAAUUCGUUCGAAAUUUUCAGAGUUUAUUUGCUUGUUACAUAGCCAUGUCAUGGACCUAAAAAACUUCAUAUAUCAGCAAUAUACAUUGCAAGAGUAGCCUUAUAAGAACUCCUUUCUUCAUAUAAUUUUAAAAAAGUAAAAUAUGAAGGCCUUAUUAUAUUACUUGUAUAUUUUUUUAGGUUCAUGACAUAGAUUGAUGUAUUAAGUGUCAUUAAAGCUGUUUCUAAAGUCCUCGGUAAAUUAGUUUGGCUCACAUAAUUUUUGGAGCAAACCCUAUAUUUUACCCUAUAGCGAGGCCUAUCUUUGUUACUAUGGCGACGACGAAUGUAAAAGUUACUGAUCCUGCGUCAGCUGAGGAUAUUCCAUCAUAUUUGACUCAAAUAUGAUGAUAAAACCUUUAAAUUGAAAAAAAUGUUUUUAGGGUGGAAGACCCCCUUAAGUGUUCUCUGGAUUUAACCAUUGUACUAGUGCGCUGCCCUCACUCGUAUAGGAAAUAUUUGGGAAUCGUAGCCGGAUUAAAGUAAGCAUCAACCAUAGUACAUCUAAAAAUGUUCCGACUUAUUAAUUUCUGGACUGGAGAGGUGGCUAAGGUGUGCCUCCCGCCACUGUCUGAAAAUAAUUCGAAUUUAAUUGUUUUCUUAUUAUUCUCAAUGAAUUAGUCUUCACAGUUUUAAAGUCAAGGUGCAUGUGGUUCAUUCCAAUACUUUGGUGAUCUUAAAUAUGGUGAUUGGAUGGAUUUACUUCGUCGCUUGGUCGAUCUCAUUUUAUCCCCAGGUAAAGCAGACUAUAGUUUUGCAGUAAUGCAUGAAACAACCAAAUUACGUUCUUGCAUGGAUUUCUAUAUAUAGUACUAACUGCAUGUAUAUUUAUAUAUUUCUGUUUUAUAGGUGUACGUGAAUUGGUCAAGAAAAAGGUAGGCCGUUUGGAAUGAACUUCAGAUACAAUUUUGAAUGUUUCAAACUGGCCUUUAUAUACAUUGUAUACUGGCAUUAUUGUCCUAAGGCCAGUUGUUCAGGGGCGGUUGUUCAAAGUUGGGUUAGUUUAACCCUAGGUUAACCUAAAAUUCGAAGCAAACUUCCUCACAGCUUGUCUAUAAAUUUGGAAAUAUUCCUUCAGAGAUCUUGUCUGGAUCGAUAGGAGUUUACUUCUCUGAAGUUUUGAAAUAAACAGACGUGUAGAAGCACACAAAUUAAAACAGCAGGCUAAACUUUAACCCAGGGUUAGCGCUUAUCCACCUUUAAAACAGCCGGCCCUAGAGCUGCAUGGGUUAGUUUAAACCUAGGUUAACCUAAAAUUCAAAGCAAUCUUCCGAACAGCUUGUUUAUAAAUUUGGAAAUAUUUCAUUAGAGAUCUUGCCUGAAUCAGUAGGAGUUUCCUUAUCUGAAGUUUUGAAAUAAACAGACGAGCAUGGAAUGUAUGGAAUACAUUUGCUGAUUUGGUACUAAGUAGUAAUGACUUCAUUUUCUCAUGGUCUGUCAAGAUAUGAUGGUCUGGAAACUGACUAGAAGUCAUUGUAUUAUGUUUUUGUCUGAGUUUAUGUUAAUUUGUGCACGGUCACGGUGAUUGAGCUCAUUAAUUUUUGUAUAAUUAAGUAAUCGUCCAAUAGAGAUAGCUGAGAUGAAACGUGCAGCCACAAUGAAUAAUAUCUAAUGAAGGUGGGACAAAGGAUUUGAAAUUGGACUUAUCAAUAUACUGUACAAUUAUCAGUGAUGAAAAAUGUCCAGCAGCACCAUUUUAACAACAUUUUUGUCAUCUUGUAUACUGCAUGGAAUGGGAACUUUUUCUGAUUUUUACUAAAUAAUGUUUGUUUUUCGUUCCAUUCAGUGUUAUUGGUUUGAACUUUGAUUUCGUCUGCUAUAAUCUUCUUGGUUUUAUUGCCUAUGGCGUGUUCAACAUUGGAAUGUUUUGGAUUCCGAAAAUCAAGGUAAAUUUCUUACCUCAAGGGUAACUUAUUCCCCCACAGCAAACAAUAGGCAACACUUAUGAGUAGCUACGAUAUUUUCGUGAAAAUUAAAACACACUUUCACCAUUUCAUGAAUUGAUGGCCCUCUUUGCCAAGAUUUUCCAUCCAAUUUAAAUCAAAAGUUGCUUUGCGAAAAAUGGUGAACAUGCUGCAUGUACUCAUGGAAAAUAAGAACCCAGUUUAGUUUUCGUCUUGACAGGGCUUCGGUUUAGGAGAUGAAACCAUAAUGAUUUCAAUCUUUGUUUUAGUCUGAAUACCAGGCAAAACAUCCAAAUGAAGAUGAAGAUCCAGUUGAAUUAAACGACGUGUGCUUCACGCUUCAUGCUAUUCUUUUGACAUUAAUCACUGCUAUACAAAUCCUUAUUUACGAGGUGAGGUUUUGCCUAAAUAUCUUGUUAUUUUUAUUAUUACUAAAAUAUCAGUAACCAUGGUUAGGAGAGGGGUGUAACCUGGAAAUUCUUUGCAACUGUAGUGUUGAAAUCAGUACUUGAUUACUAUGAUCUCACCAUUAGAUACCUAAUAUGUGGUUCUAACAUGAAAUAGUUUAAUUUGCUAUAUCGGAUUCCUUUGUUUCAAGUUAAAUCCUUUCUUCAAAAAACACUAAUUGAAGAAUUGCUAAAACCAAAACUGAAUGUAAUCCUGCGCUCGUGAUAUAAACUCUACUGAGCGUUUACAUCUCGCCCAGACGAGACCCAGCAUCUUUUGCCGGCAUCCGCCUAGCCGGGUCUAGAAAUUUCCAUAUAAACACUCUAUUCCUGCUAAGCGGGUUGAACUUGCCUUCUCAGCACGUGUGAAUCCCUUAUCUGCAAAGAAUAUGACGACCAGGGCCGCCGGGGUGGGGGCAAAUUGCCCCGGGCCCCCAUUUAUCAUAUUAAACUCACAAGGGACAUAUGCUUGCAAGGCAUAACAGGGUCUUAUUGCAAAUUAUAACGAUGAACCAAAAUAAUACAUCUUUCAAAAGUGUAAAUUAACAUUGAAGGAGGCGAUUUGCAUAUCAAGCUAAGAUCGUCUGAAAACAAUGAUCCCGCAUGGCCUCGCUGACAGUAAUCUAUCGCCAGGAUCGAAGUAAAACAAAUGUCCCGUUAAACAAGCAAAGACUUUCAUGUUUCGCUCUCUACUCUGGUUUAAAUAAAUGAUUACAAAGCCCAGUCGAAUUGUAAUCAAGACCCAAUGUUUCGACACUCCAGUCUAGUGUCUUCAUCAGGGGGUGAUCUAAAGUUACAAUCGUGGCUUCUUAAAUACCCAAGGGAUGACGUCACCUGCCAAUGAGAUGCUUGUAUUCCUCUGGCAAAUAGGCACCGUCAUCCCUAUUCAAAGCAUGAUUACUCAUAUUUAUAUGCCACGCUUCUAGGCAAAGUCUUUGACCAUAGCGAUUGUUUGUGGUAAUUACUUUAAAGUUUUCCCACGCAAUCUCGUGUUUGGUGUAACACACAUGUUCUGCUAAAGCUGAUUUUACCUUGUCUAAAGUUGAAACAGCCUUUUGAUGUUCUUUUAGCCGUGUACCAAACUGGCGUUUGACCCAAAUACUCCUUCUCGCAGUCACCGCAUGGUAUAGAAUAUACAGCAUGAGUUUCUGAUUUGUUUUAACAGGAUCUUUUGGCUUUGCGAAAAUAUGGCUUUUAAGGAAACUAUAAUAUUACAAUUACUUAAGAUUCUCUUGAUUGGUUCUGUGACACCUUCAAUGUAUGGAAGACUUUAAUAUGAUUUUCUCAUGAUUUAAAUUUAUCUCUUCUUCUCUAGAGAGGAAACCAAGUUGUCUCCAAGUUGUGUAAGAUACUCAUAUCCAUUUCUUGUGUGUUCGUGUUUAUUGCUUUGAUGAUAACUCUCUUCACCGACAAAAUUAGUUGGCUCGAUUAUCUUUAUUAUUUCUCCUAUGUCAAAAUUGGUGUCACUUUGAUAAAAUACAUCCCACAGGUUGGUAUAUUAACAAUAUUAUAUGCACAACAUCAUCAUUAGCCUUAUAAUCGUGAUUACACGAUCACGAACAAUCACCAUGCGCUUAACAUUAUCGUUGUUAUCAUUACAGUUUUCAUCACAUUCAAACACCAUCAUCGUCACAGUCACGAUAUCAUUAUUGUUAUACUGUAUAAGCUCACGAUCAUAACCAUCAUCACGAACAUUAUCAUGAUAACGAUAUCAUUCUUGUCAUCAUAAUAGAAUAUCAUCAUCUUAUCAUCACUCUUUCAUCAUAAUAUAUCAUUAUCGUUAUCAGCUCACGAUCAUAUACGCAUUAUCAGGAACAUCAUUAUAUCAUAAUGACGAUAAUGAUGUUCUUGAUAAUUUGUAUUCUUAUCAGCUCACAUCAUAAUUAUCAUCAUCAUAUUUAUAUUAUUGUUACAUAACUAUCAUUUUAAUCACUAUUAUCAAUUAUAACACUUUAUUCAAAUUCCUACUCUUCCAAUUAGGCGUAUAUGAAUUUUCGAAGGAAAAGCACGAUUGGUUGGAGCAUAGGAAACGUUCUACUAGAUUUUACUGGUGGAUCUCUUAGUAUAGUCCAGAUGAUUAUUUUAUCUUACAACAAUGGUAAAUGAUUAGAACAGUUGUUACAACAUUACUGACUGUAGCUUGAGAAUUUAAUUAUAGUCAUAUAUAAAAAGGUGGUUUGGGUACUAACCUAAUACAUGACGACAUGAUAACAGCAUCGCAUAUUUCUUGUUUACUUGCAGAUAGUUGGGAAGCAAUAUUUGGUGACCUUACAAAGUUUGGUUUAGGCUUAAUAUCUGUUCUCUUCGACAUAUUAUUCAUAAUUCAACAUUAUUUAUUAUAUCCUCAAAAGAAACGAGACCAUGAAUGCAUUCAAGAUUAUGAAGAUGAUGCCCAGAAAAAUGGCAAGAUUGCAGCUCCAACCUAGCUAGUCCAAAAUACAAUAUAUUAUAAACUCUGAUCUGAAAAUACAUCUGAAUUAAGUAGUGAUACCUAAGUAAUGAUACCUUUUUUUGUAUAAUUUAUAACAGAAACUCCCCCACUCCCUUGUAUAUGCCAAAAUAAUGUGUGGAAUACAUUUACUGAUUUGGUCACUUAGUAAUACUUCAUUUUCUCAUAGUCUAUCAAGAUAUGAUGGUCUGGAAACUGAACAAAAAUAAUUGUAUCAUGUUUUUGUCUGAUUUUAUGUUAAUUUGUGUACAGUCACGGCGAUGAGCUCAUUGUAUUUUCAUAUAAUUAAGUAACCGUCCAAUAGGGAUAGCUGAGAUGAAACGUGCAACCACGAUGAAAAAUAUUUAACGAAGUUGAGACAAAGGAUUUGUGCACGGUGAGAUACAGUUCAACAUCAAACAAAAGUCUUCUAUUUUGUGCCUUUGAAGUUUGCCGGGCUUCCUGACCAUCAUAUCUCUUGACAGACUAUGAUUUUCUGCAUGCUUCAGUGUACAAUGAGUUACCCUAUCCAGUCUCCUUUCAAAUCAAUGAUUUUAAAGUUUGUUAAAUUAAAUUGAAUUCAAUGUUUUAUUUUACUGGUAGUUGUCAUGUAAAACAGAAAUGCGAUUACUGUAGAUCUCAGACAGUAUAUAUUCAUGGUAAUAGCAUGGUUUCGUGUGGAAAAAAACAUGCUCGUGUGCAAAAUUGCAGAGUUUCGUGGAAUGACGUGUGCAACAAAUUGAAAAGCUCAGGAGAGCGUUGCUUUUUUUCCAAAAUGCAUGCUCGAUAAUCUAUGUUAUUACUUAAUUAAAUAAUACCUAUUUAAAAAUUAGCAAAAUCAAGUUGAAUCAUAACAUGUAGCUGAGACUGAAGCAUUAACAUGUGCAUGUCCAAGUAUCGAACUGUUCAAUCAUUAUUUGUGUUUUACUUAUGGCCCCAAUACAACUGUGCGUUGAAUCAUGUUUGUAAUAGCACAUUUUGUCUUCUGUGUAAAGCAAAAUAAUGGAAGGUACACUUCAGGGAAUAUUUUCUAAUUUUAUAAAGCGAAUCAACCGUGCGGAGCCAAUUGUUCUUAAUUUGCGCUACUUUUGCAUAUUCAAAUGAUUGACUGAACAGUCGCAUACUUUGAUAUAUGUAUAUUCUAAUUCCUCCGAUCUCAGCUAUACAUGUAUGGUGUGAUUGACGCACAAUAAAAAUUAUAUACAUUGCGGGUCGAUACACGUUGCGUUUUAGCGCAAUAUGGUGCCGCGACGAAAUUAAUGCGAAGCGUGCCAUUUAUAUGAACGGUUUUAACUAACCUGGGAAUAGGCGUUUAUAGGAGACCCCCGAACGAGCAGCUUAACUGAACCUGACAAUCUCACAUGUAGUACAUCCAAAAUAUUUCUCCCAUUCAAUUGGCCCAAAACAUUAAUGUUUUUCUUCUUCGCAAUUACUCGACUAUAUUCAUCUAUAAAUCAACAUUCAACAAAGUUUUGCAUAUUUUUGCUGACCUCAGUAAUAAACGCAGAUCUCGUACUUAAUGUCAAUCAUAUGUUCCCAUGUGCAAUCUCCCAAAAUUAUAAGGCAGACGUAGCCCACCUGAAUAAACGCCUGUUCGCAGGCUAGGUUUUAACUAACUUUGGUUGCAGCAACAUGUUAUGUUGGAAACUAUCGUUAUUAAGAGAGCGAAAUGAAUGACAUAAUCUUUACUCGAUCGACUGACAUGACGUCAUUAUAAAGUCGGUAUCGGGUAGACUGCUGCAUAAAUAAUCGGUAAUCUAAAUUUCCAAUUGUAGCACAUAUCUUGUUUUGGCCUGAGAGCCUCGCUCUCAUGAAUUGUGAGCCAAUCACCGUUCAUCUUGAAACAUGAGAAUGAGACUCCCAGGCCAAGAUGAGAUACGUGACGUAAUUAUCGAAAGGGUGUAUUGUUUAUCACUAGCUACAUGUUACAGUUAAUUAUAGUUCGACAAGCAAUUUAUCCUGACAGAGAACGCAUCAUUUGGAUACGGAGUGGAGACUCUGAAUUCGGGCUUAUUGCACUGUUUUAAUUUAUUCAGCUAUAUCAAUUAAUAUAUUCAAUUCAGUGAAAAUAUUAAUUUGUGUAUACUUAAGGCUGGUUUACACUAUCAAAGUUUCUGUGAUCACAGCAGAAAUUAAGUAAAUGCUAAGUUCUUUGAAGGAAUUAUAAGAAAUGUUUAAAGGAAUUACUGAUUCAGUAUUGUUUACUGUGCAAAAUUCCUACUGUGAUCACAGAAACCUUGCCAGUGUAAGCCAGCCUUUAUAAUUCUUAAUUUAAUGAAUAUAAAAAUUUGCUCCUAUUUCACCAGAUCCACUGAAUAACCCAACAGCACGCUAAGGCAAUACCAGCUAAAAUUGUUACGAAUGCAAUCCUGACGCGCAAAAAAGCCCAAGAACUCGUUAAUUCCUUGUGAAUUUUUUCCACCUGUUGCAUUGUUUCAGCUGAACUACGGGAAUUAUCUACGACAUGAGUUGCCCACUGACACUUCUCGUUUAACGCCAAUUGUGCGGUGAUUCUUUGUAGGGCUUCUUCUUUUGUGUAAUCAUUUCUUCGCAUCAGUCUACUUAGCUGGGUAUCUGGGUCACUAAAGAAACAAAACACGUGAUAGUAAUACUAGCAUCACCCAUGGCAAGGGGAUUGUAAUUUUUGUGAAACACAAUAAUUAAGCUUGUUAGUAAUCUUACCAGUACACUACGAUUAUCUUGUUCAUGAAAGGUGCAAUCACACCUGAUUCAAACAGCAACGGAACUUCCAAAACAGCAAACCGAUGACCU